Molecule: messenger RNA, 2083 nt
Organism: Nymphaea colorata (pocket water lily)
Lineage: Eukaryota; Viridiplantae; Streptophyta; Magnoliopsida; Nymphaeales; Nymphaeaceae
Product: amino acid transporter AVT6A-like
Exons: 6
Coding region: 489-1883 (464 amino acids)
Biological process (GO): amino acid transmembrane transport
Molecular function (GO): amino acid transmembrane transporter activity
Source: RefSeq, a predicted model, not a curated record
AGCUUGCUUUAUAGAGAGAAGGAAGGGGACGGUAGGUUGAGCUAAGCGGGAGAAAUCUGUCUGUCUGUCUCUCUUUCUCUGUUGUUGAGGUCCAGAUUUCUUAGACGUUUCGUGUGUUUUGCUUAGUAGUUCAAGAUUUAGUUCAUCGCUGACCUUUAUCGGGAAUUCGAAGAAUUUUCUGUUUAGUCCGUGUUUUUUUCUGGAUCUCCAGUAAAGUAUUUGCUGGAGGGUUUUCGGUACUGAACGAUCUCUUUUCAGGGUUUACUGAAUUGAGGCUUCUGUUAUAGGUGGCGGAGUUGAGAUUAGUGUGUUGAGUGUUAGUAAAUUUAUAUUCCAUUUUGCUGCUUUUAGAGGGGUGUGGCUUGAUCUUGUUUGGAUUUGAGGUUGCUGCUCUGAAAGGAGGCGAAAGUAUUGAGACGACGUGAGGGUUGUCCGGAUUUCCUGAAGAGUUGCUGAUUGCUUUCUUUGGUGCUUCUUUAGGGGAAGAGAUGACGAUCGGAAGCCUGGCCCCUGCUAAAGAAAAGAAAGCAGGCAAAAGUAAGCAAGUGGCUGACGAGAAAGCUCCUCUGCUUCCGCUGAAACAGGAUGAAUUUGAAGGGGAACUGGAUGGGUUCAAUGGAGCUUCUUAUGCCGGUGCUGUAUUUAAUCUCUCGACCACGGUUGUUGGUGCUGGAAUCAUGGCUUUACCUGCCACAAUGAAGGUUCUCGGACUUGGUCCAGGAAUCCUGAUGAUCAUCUUCAUGGCAUUUCUGACGGAUGCUUCAAUUGAAAUGCUGUUGAGAUUUAGCAAGGCUGGGAAAACAGUCUCAUAUGGAGGUGUUAUGGGGGAAGCUUUUGGGAAAUUUGGAAGGAUUCUGUUGCAGAUUUGUGUCGUUAUUAACAAUGUGGGUGUGUUGAUCGUAUACAUGAUCAUAAUAGGAGAUGUGCUUUCUGGAACAUCUUCAACUGGAGUACAUCACUCUGGCGUGUUGGAAGGAUGGUUUGGUGAACAUUGGUGGAAUGGGCGUGCAUUUGUCUUGACUGUUACAACCUUAGCUAUAUUUGCACCACUUGGAUCCUUCAAACGUGUAGAUUCUUUGAGUUUCACCUCUGCAUUAUCAGUCGCGCUUGCAGUAGUAUUUGUUGUUAUAACAGCUGGAAUCACGAUUGUCAAAUUGAUAAAUGGGAGCAUUCCAAUGCCUAGGUGGAUGCCUCAUGUUACCGAUAUGGCUUCUAUCUGGAAUCUCUUCACAGUUGUUCCUGUUCUGGUCACUGCCUUUAUCUGCCACUACAAUGUCCAUACCAUAGAAAAUGAGCUCGAAGACUCCUCUCAAAUGCAAUCCAUAGUCCGCAGCUCACUGGGCCUUUGCUCGACAGUAUAUAUUACCACCAGUUUCUUUGGCUUCCUUCUAUUUGGAGAGGCUACUCUUGAUGAUGUCUUGGCCAACUUUGAUGCCAACCUCGGGAUCCCCUACAGUUCAGUUUUGAAUGAUGCAGUGCGUGUCAGCUAUGCUGUUCAUCUGAUGCUCGUCUUCCCUAUCAUUUUCUUUGCCCUUCGGCUGAACCUGGACGGACUUCUAUUUCCAUCUGCAAGGCCCCUUGUAUUGGAUAACCGUAGGUUUGCAUUGAUCACUGUGGCACUUAUUGGAAUAAUCUUCCUCGGAGCAAAUUUUAUCCCAAGCAUCUGGGAUGCGUUCCAAUUUACCGGAGCCACUGCUGCUGUCUGUAUUGGUUUUAUCUUCCCUGCAUCCAUUGUGCUAAGGGACCCUUAUGGCAUUGCAACGAAGAGGGACAAGCUCUUGGCUGUGUUUAUGAUUGUGCUUGCUGCCUUCUCCAACUUGAUAGCUAUCUACAGUGAUGCCUACUCGUUGUUCAAGAAAAGUGAGGUUUCUCCACGUGCCUAGGACGGCAAUUUAUGUACAUGCAGAUGUGUUGCAAAUGGUUGAAUGUAAAGAAAAUCAUGGUUUUCUUGAAGGUUGAGGAUUGGUUAGUUCAAAAUGGAGAUUGAGCCAGCAAGUUCUCAAAAAUGCCAACUGUGUUAGUUACAUGUGCAUGCAACUUUCUUGUAUAUCUAUUUGUCUGAAAUAAAAUAAUUUUUGCGUUA